ACCUUACGGUUUCAGACUUUCAAGGGUGAUUGAAAAGUAUCCCUCAGUGUCUGGAAACACAUGUUCAUAUUAUAAUUUUCUUUAAUUGAAUGACUAUUUUCCCUGGUUUAUCAUAAACUAACAUUUUCAGCUAUAUGUAAUAAUUCUAAAUUAAAUUUUGUUUCUUUCUACACUAGAUAAUUCUAGAAGAUUGUGAUGAACGACUUACCACUGUGAGACACCAGCUCAUCGAUAUUCUGCCUGGCUAUUAUCAUUUUGGUAAUGGUGCAGGGAGAAUUUUGUGGAAGAUUAUCUUUGUUGCUGCAUCCUUGGGAAUUUGUGCCUUGUUCAUUUUCUCCUGGAGAACUAUUAUUAGGAAAUUGUUUCAUCUCAUUUUAGUUAGUUCACAGAGGAUAGUUGAGAAGAUCAAUCAUUUUAUGAAAGACAGCACAGAAUUAGAAGAACAUCUAUUCACUUGGAAACAAAAGAUACAUGAAUCGAAGAAAAUAUUCCAAGAACUUCAGUGUCAAAACAAGAUAAUAUCCAAUGAAACCGUAAAAUAUGAAGAAAACAUCCAUCGAUUUGAAAGGACUAAUGACUAUUUAAAUAGCAUCCUUCAAAAUGCACGGAUUAUAUUGGAAUCUCAGAGUUCUGCGAAUGUCAAGAACCAGGACUUGUCAAAAAGGAGUGUUGAAAUCAAGAGUUCAGAAUGGAAUGAGCUGAGAACUCGUAGACACAAACUGGAAGACAUGAAAACAACACUGGAAGAAAGUUGUAACCAGCUGAGAUUUCUGAAAAAGAUCCAGGAAAUGAAACAAAAUCAACUGAAGAGAAAAGACAUAUUUUCUAAAACAUUAUAUGAACAAGACAUCAUUAAGUUCAAAGAGGAACUGAAAAUGAAACAACAAGAAAGAGUCAAACUGGAUAAACAACUGUCAUGGUCAAAAAAAAUGCUGGAAUUUUCUGGAAACAAAACAGAAAAGUUCAGGCAACAAGUCGAGGACAAGAAAAAGCAAUUGUGGCAAAUAGAGUUCGCCCUACAACAGGACAAUCAAUUUAAGAUGGAUCCUAAACUCUAACAAGCAGUUAGUGAAAAAUUAUGUCAGAUCCACAUUAGCAUCUGAAGAUUUUCAUGUCCUGUCUGACUCACUAUGUUUUUCAUAGUGUAAUGCUAAUAAAUCUUUUGCACUUG
This is a messenger RNA of Suncus etruscus (white-toothed pygmy shrew), 1171 nucleotides long. Its product is annotated as transport and Golgi organization protein 1 homolog. The transcript has 11 exons. The coding region runs from base 417 to 1058 and encodes 213 amino acids. NCBI's taxonomy places the organism in Eukaryota, Metazoa, Chordata, Mammalia, Eulipotyphla, Soricidae. The record is from RefSeq and is a predicted model, not a curated record.